UUCCGUAUGUGAAUCCCCCUCUUCCACAGAACCCACACAAAGCCCCUCUCUCCCCCUUUGGAAUUUUAGGGUUUCAUUUUUUUUGACACACAGUGAUAAUCAAAACAGGAUUUUUCGUGUUCUUGAUCACUUAUCGUCUCUGAUAAUCACAAUUUACCUUCAAAAGUUGGGUUCUUGUUUACAAAUUCAGUGUUGAACCCUUAUUUUGCCUGCCGAUUGAUCGUUCAAUGCCUGUAUACAGUUUCGUUAUUAGGUUGUUAGAAAACCCUAGGGAGUUCGAAGCCGCUUACUUAGCGGCGGGCGAUUCUGCAGCCGUUACAGUGGAAGAUUAGUCGAUUAGUUUAUUGUUCUUGAUUUCGUAACAUCGUAUGGUUUUUAUUUGAUUUAUUGGGAAAGUAGGUUUCUUUUCUCGUGUUUGUAUGGCGCCGAGUCGGAGAAAAGGUGCCAGUAAAGCCGCCGCAGCCGCCGCUGCCUGUCGGCAGUGGAAGGUCGGCGAUCUUGUUCUUGCCAAGGUGAAAGGGUUCCCUGCUUGGCCUGCUACGGUUAGUGAGCCGGAGAAGUGGGGGUAUUCUACUGAUUGGAAGAAAGUUCUAGUCUUCUUCUUUGGAACCCAACAAAUAGCAUUCUGCAAUCCAGCCGAUGUUGAAGCUUUUACUGAAGAGAAGAAAGACUCUCUAUUAAGCAAACGUCAUGGUAAAGGUGCUGAUUUUGUUCGUGCUGUAAGAGAGAUAAUCGAUAGCUAUGAGGAGCUCAAAAAACAGGUCCAAGUUGAUGAUGUUAAUACAACCGUUCCAACAAAUGGUGUCAAAUCAGAAGAAUGUGUUGCUAAUUCUAAGAAUGAGGCUCUCACACCUACCAUUGAUUCAAACACAAGAGUAGCAGAUUCUUCAAAACCUAAUGGCACUACGUGUGAGGGUGAUGCUGCUACUGUUCAUCACACAGAGGUCAAAGUGUCUGAGGCUAUUGGUAAUUCGGAGGCCACAAAAGCACCUGUGCCCACCACAUACUCGAGAAAGAAAUAUUCUGGUACUCAGACCUCAGGGAUCCAUGGAAGGGUGCCAUCUGCACGGAGAUCUGCAAGAACAGAUGCUUGCAGAUUUCCAAACCUCACAGAAGAUGUGGUGAUGAGUAAUGGUAAUUUAUCCAGCAUACCACAAAGGAGGACGAAAAGGGUGAGGACAUCACCUGGUUCACCGGAUAAAGAUUUACCUCUUGUAUCAAAUGCAAGCCCCGAAGAAAAUGGUUCUGAAAUUGUCACUGCUGAUUCUGACACCAAGAGUUUUAACGAGGGAAACUGUGUACAGUCUGGUUAUAAGCUUACGGAACAGGAGGAUCAUGUCAUGGAAGACGUGCAGUUGAGUCAGACGCUUGAAUUCCAGACUAAUUCUGUCAUUGUCAAGAAGAAAAGAAAGCCCAGUAGAAAACGGGUCAUCACCGUUACAACCGAGUUUCCUGAUAGAUUUGACAAGCAAUCGGGCUCUGCCAUUGAGGCUCUUAACAUUGAUUCUGAAAAAUCUGCUGUGAAGUAUUCCAAGGAAGAUGGUGAUGAACAUUUGCCUCUAGUGAAAAGGGCAAGGGUCCGUAUGGGUCGAACAUUAUCUAAUACAGAAGAGGUUGAAACUGCAAUCAAAAUAGAUAAACUUUCAGAACCUGCAAAUAACUGUGUGGUUUCAAGUGAUGCCGAAGAUAUGUCUGCAGAGGGGAACUCUUCGGGUGGUAGGGAAGAAGUAGAGCAAUCUUUUGCAUUGAAUAAUUGUAGUGUUAGCAAUAGCAAUAGCAAUAGCAAGCCUCCACUAUGGGAAGCUAACAAGAAUAAGCAUUUUGGUUGCCUGGCUGAUGGUGAAGCUGCUUUACCUCCUUCUAAGCGACUUCAUCGUGCUCUUGAAGCUAUGUCUGCUAAUGUUGCUGAAGAUGAGCAAGUUUCUAAUGGAGGACCUUCUACCAUGAAAACCAUUAUUAAUGGAUCUCUUUCACCAAGAGACUGCUCGAAAGAAACAGAUGAGUGUGAAGUAGAAAAGGAGAAACCUCUCAGCAAUGGUGAUUCUCAGGCUUGUACCAAUUUAGCUCCAGAAGUUGAACAGAAUAAGUCGAUUGAUGAGGUCAACAACACCUGUAGUCAACCUUCUAGCCCAGCAAAUGGGAUUUUGAAAGACGAAAAGCCAGUGGAAAUUGCUGAUUGUAAAGAUUCUGUCGUGUUGACUUCUUGUACUGAAACCGUUGAAUCAACUGAUGUCGUGAAAAGCCCAGAACCUUUGUCAGAUGCUAUUGAGAAGAGAGAAUCUGUUUCUGAAUGCAAUGAUACCCUUGUUGAGUCUAAAAAUGAAUGUGAGAUGGUAACUUUGGAGAUGACUGAACCUAGCAAGAAAGACCCAUCAGAUGUUUCUGGGGUGAGUUCAGAUCCUCUAUUAUCAAGCAAUCUCGAAAACGGGAUGGUUUCACAUGUUAAUUUGGUGCUGCCUGUGUCUCCCCAGAAAAGCUGCAAUAUGGUAGAACAAGAACAUCCAUUUGAAGAAGAUGACAAUGCAAUACUGGAAGAUGGGGAAGGAGUUAAAGAAUCAAACAUGGAAGUAGAUGAAUCUCCAUCUUUGACCACCGAGAAAGAAGCUUUGAAGACAGUUGACCAGACGGGUCCCGCACUCGAACUCUCCCAUUCAAACUCUGUUAACAAUGAAGAUAGCUUGAGCGAUAAAAACGUGUCAGGUACCCUGACAUCUUCUCCUCCUCAUCCGAAUGAUGAUGCGUUUGACUCAACUGCACGAGCCUCUCCACCCAAUACUACUACUACUACUUCAAUUUGCAACAACAUAUCCACUUCAGAUAAUAGUAAUUUCCUUGAAAACAGUGGCUGUUCUAGUCCUGCAGCUGUGCAUUUAUACAAUGAUAAACAACAAAAGCAAACCGGCAAAUGGAGCACUAUGUCAGAAGCAAAUGCUGCUCUCACUUCCUUUGAAGCCAGUAUUGGGGCACUAACACGGACAAAGAAAAGCAUUGACCGAGCCACACGCAUUGCUAUCGACUGUGCAAAAUUCGGCAUAGCUGUCAAGGUGGUGGAGACUAUUGCACGCAGUUUGGAAGCUGAACCAAGUUUACACAAAAGGGUGGACUUGUUCUUCCUUGUGGACUCUAUUGCACAAUGUUCUCGAGGGCUUAGAGGUGAUGUGGGUGGUCUGUAUCCUUCUGCGAUUCAAGCAGUGUUACCACGGUUGUUGUUGGCUGCUGCUCCUCCAGGGAAUAGUGCUCUUGAAAACCGUAGGCAAUGCUUAAAGGUUCUGAAGCUGUGGCAAGAAAGAAAGAUUCUUCCAGAACCGAUGAUCCGUCACCAUAUUCGUGAGCUUGAUUCCCUCAACAACAUGUCUUCUAGGAUCAGUAAUUCUUCUCGCAGGCCCUUUAGGAAUGAAAGGGCGUUUGAUGACCCAAUUAGGGAAGUUGAGGGUAUGCUUGUAGAUGAGUACGGAAGUAAUUCGAGCAUACAGCUAUCUGGUUUUGAUAUCCCAACAAUGCUGAAAGAUGAAAAAGAAGGAAGCGAUUCAGAUGGGGAGGGUUUUGAGGCUGUUACUCCUGAACAUAACCAUGAAACAUCUGAAGAGCAUGAUGGGGUGGGGGUCACAGAUAAGCAUACCCAUGUGUUGGAGGAUGUUGAUGGCGAGCUUGAAAUGGAGGAUGUGGCCCCUUCUCGUGAGUCUGACAUAACUGCCCCUACUGCUAAUAAUAUCACCUUUCAGGAACCAUCCCUUCCACAUCAUCAACUUACACCGCAUUUGCCCUUGUUUGCUCCUCCACUCCCCAGAGACUUGCCUCCAUCAUCUCCACCUCUGCCAAAUUCUCCUCCUCCACCCCCUCCAGCCUCCCUUCCGCCACCUCCACCGCCUCCACCACCCACCCUUCCUCUGCCGCCACCGCCUCCUCCUCCUCCUCCUCUAGCCACUUUACCUCCGCCUCCCCCUCCUCCAGCCACCCUUCCUCCUCCUCCCCCUCCUCCAUUGCCGGACGUUUAUGUAGCUAAUCAGGUGAGUUUGAAACUUGUUUUUUACAAAUUGCUUUGUACUUUAGUUAGGUAUUUGACACAUGUAAUGCAGAAUGGUAAUGAUGAUCCACAACAGUCUGCUCAGCCAGUUCAUUAUCAUCCUCCUGAAGGCAGAAUGGAUAUGCAACCACCAGAGUCGUCUAAUUCUUCUUUCAGCAAUUUACCUGUCCAAGCCACCAAUAAUAAUGUGCAUCUGAGGCCACCUCACCCUGCUCCGUCAUCACAGUUCUCAUAUUUCCAAUCAGAUCAGUCGAUUCCACCUCCUUCCUACCCUGGCAGGUUUCAUUUUGUCAAUGGUACAGAUACUGGUAACUUUCAUAGCGAUCAUGACAGAAUGCAGCAUGUGCAUGAUGACAGCUGGAGGUUUCCACCCCCUCCAUUCUCUGGUCCAUGUCAUCCUGAUGGGCCUAGAGGAGUACAUUAUCCCCCAAAUAUGUAUGCAGGUCCACCUUGCGAUCCACCAAUGUCCAACACCUGGCAUUAUCCUGUCCGACCUGCAAAUCAUAGACCAUACCCUGAAGCACCAGUUCCCAUGGCAACUAGAGGUCCUAACUUUUGGAGACCUCGAUGACCCUUGUCAAAUACUCUCAUUAGAACUCCUUUUAACCUACAAGAGGCCAAAUUUUCAUUUGAAUGACAGUUGUACAACAAUCAUCAAGCAAGACCCUAUUGCUGAUUAAACAAUGCACAGAACAUUUCCAUUCUAAAAGAAGAAGAUGCAUAAUGCAAGAGUGUACAUGAACAUAUUUCAAUAUUGAGGAUGGCUCCAAAGCUACUGACAUUUCUUGAUGUCUACAACAUCCUGUCAUCUUUGGAUUUUUUGCUGUUUUGUUCUUUGAGGGCUAUCAAGAUGUUGUGGUUCCAUGUUUAAGCCAAAUGUUGGUGAUGUUUUUUUAAUCGUUGGUUGUUAGUUAUUUGGAAUCAGGCUAAAGUUAGAACUUGGUCUUGGGUGUACAUUAUGGAGAUGUCUUGGGUUCAAAUUUGAAAUAUAAUUGUUGCUUCUUUUCA
Molecule: messenger RNA, 5032 nt
Organism: Lactuca sativa (garden lettuce)
Lineage: Eukaryota; Viridiplantae; Streptophyta; Magnoliopsida; Asterales; Asteraceae
Product: protein HUA2-LIKE 2
Source: RefSeq, a predicted model, not a curated record